CAUAUUUGGCCGCAUACAUAGCAAAACGAAGUACAGUGCAUCGCUAUAAUUCAUUAAUACAUCAUAAAUCGUCAAGCACAGGGUUAUAACGACCACGAUCCACAAAUCAAGCCCUCCAAAAUCACCCAAAUGAGCUCGUACUUUGUAAACUCCUUCUCGGGGCGUUAUCCAAAUGGCCCGGACUAUCAGUUGCUAAAUUAUGGCAGUGGCAGCUCUCUGAGCGGCUCGUACAGGGAUCCCGCUGCCAUGCACGCCGGCUCUUACGGCUACAGUUACAAUGGGAUGGAUCUCAGCGUCAACCGCUCCUCGGCCUCCUCCAGCCACUUUGGGGCGGUGGGCGAGGGCUCGCGCGCCUUCCCCGCGUCCGCCCAGGAGCCCCGCUUCAGGCAGGCGACGUCCAGCUGCUCCCUGUCCUCGCCCGAGUCCCUGCCCUGCACCAACGGCGACAGCCACGGCGCCAAGCCCUCCGCUUCGUCCCCAUCCGACCAGGCGACCCCAGCCAGCUCCAGCGCCAAUUUCACCGAAAUAGACGAGGCCAGCGCGUCCUCCGAGCCCGAGGAAGCGGCCAGCCAGCUGAGCAGCCCCAGCCUAGCUCGGGCACAGCCAGAGCCCAUGGCCACCUCUACAGCCGCGCCCGAGGGGCAGGCUCCGCAGAUAUUUCCCUGGAUGAGGAAGCUUCACAUCAGCCACGAUAUGACUGGGCCGGACGGGAAAAGGGCCCGGACGGCGUACACUCGCUACCAGACCCUGGAGCUGGAGAAGGAAUUCCACUUCAACCGCUACCUGACCCGGCGGCGGCGCAUCGAGAUCGCGCACGCCCUGUGCCUGUCCGAGCGGCAGAUCAAGAUCUGGUUCCAGAACCGGCGCAUGAAGUGGAAGAAAGACAACAAACUGAAAAGUAUGAGCCUGGCUACAGCCGGCAGCGCCUUCCAACCAUGAGCCCAUCCGGAGGAGCCCUGGGCGGCCCAAGAGUCCGCACCACCCCCAGCCCGACCCUUCCAACUCUCCCUGUGCUGCCACAGCUCGCUGGGAACCUGUUCCCAGGAGCCUGUCUCGCCCCAGUCUUGUGUUACAGCUUUUCGUUUGGUCUUAGGUCUUCCCAUGGCUCCCUCUCUCCUGGACUGGUUUAUCUUGUUAUUAUUGUUAAUAAUAAUAAUUAUUAUUAUUAUUUCCCCUCCAUGAUCCCCCACAUCCUCCCCCGCUCGCCCCAAAUUGCCAGUGUCUCUGAAUGUCCUCGUCUCCGUGGUUGCAUUCCUUUCCCCAGGAAAAAAAAAAAAAAAAAAAAGAAAAGAAAAAGAAAAAGAAAAAGAAAUCCGCAUGUUUAAUGUUCCCCUCCCCGUCUGUGUUCUAACUUAUUUAUAAAAGGAUGGUGGCUGUAUUUUGAGUUUCCCCUGGAAACUUCCAUGAGGGGCAGCAGCGCUAGGCCCAGCUGAGCUGGCCUGGGGAAAUGCAGUCCAUGAUUGUGUCUCUUUCCGCCCACCUCAUCUUUCUUCAGCCCCCCACUUCCUAGGCUCAAUUCUCCUACUGGCUUGUUCCUGGGGUGGCGAGGAGGGCUGUGAAGGACCAAAGUGUGGAUAUGGAGAAGAAGGGAGGGAAAGAGUGAGAGUUAAGCCCCUGCUGCCUGGUAGGCCCCACAAGGCCUACUCUGGGAGUGCGUGGAAUCAGAAAUAAUCCUCAGUGUAAAAUGUCUUGUGAUUUUUUUUUUUUUUUUUUUUACCCCUCUGUGAAUCUGUGGGUCUGGCUAGAAGACCCAAAGCUUGUAUGUAAAUAUGGGGAUAGUCUGGGCCAGGCCAAUCACUUCCUCCCUUACCCAUUUCGCUUCUAAAACCAUUUGUAGUGAGCGAGUGAAUGCUGUGCUACGUGUGAAAUCUGUCUCUGCCAGGCCUGUCUCAGUGAUUAGCUUUCGGUAUGUUUGUAGCUUUUCCUUGAAGUCAAAUAAAUGUCUCCCCCACUCCAA
Molecule: messenger RNA, 1957 nt
Organism: Meriones unguiculatus (Mongolian gerbil)
Lineage: Eukaryota; Metazoa; Chordata; Mammalia; Rodentia; Muridae
Gene: Hoxb5
Product: homeobox B5
Exons: 2
Coding region: 130-939 (269 amino acids)
Biological process (GO): anterior/posterior pattern specification; regulation of transcription by RNA polymerase II
Cellular component (GO): nucleus
Molecular function (GO): RNA polymerase II cis-regulatory region sequence-specific DNA binding; DNA-binding transcription factor activity, RNA polymerase II-specific
Source: RefSeq, a predicted model, not a curated record